Lathyrus oleraceus (garden pea) is the source of this 3556-nucleotide messenger RNA. Its product is annotated as protein FAR-RED ELONGATED HYPOCOTYL 3. Gene Ontology annotation, molecular function: zinc ion binding. The coding region runs from base 682 to 3213 and encodes 843 amino acids. Gene Ontology annotation, biological process: regulation of DNA-templated transcription. The transcript is spliced from 9 exons. The record is from RefSeq and is a predicted model, not a curated record. NCBI's taxonomy places the organism in Eukaryota, Viridiplantae, Streptophyta, Magnoliopsida, Fabales, Fabaceae.
CCCAAAGAAUAAAAGAGAACACAGCGAAGGUACGCGACACGUGCGAGAUGAGCGGUGAGAUUGCGAAAGAACGAAAGCGAGUGGAUUGGUAAACGAAAGAAAUCGAGUGCGUUUGUAAACCCUAGGCAUCAUCACACGCUCAUGCUCCUCGCGUGAGUUUUGAAUCUCUUCUUCAAACUUUCUUUCUGUUUCAGAUCAUCAUCAACAUCACCUUCAAUUUUUAUAGGACCCCUUAUCUUUCAGUUAGGCGAUUAACCAUCAAGUUUUUGCUUUGAUGCAAAUGCGACUUUAUGACUUGCUGAAAAAGCAUCAUGGCUUAUGCAGGCAGCCUUUAUUUGCUGUUUUUAAGGCCCAAUUUGGAGGAUUUGGACCGUUUCUAUAAAUUUCCUGCCACUUCAUCCAAAUUAGGAACAUUGAUUAAUGAUUGAUGGUGCAAAUUUUGUACAAAUGCUUAGUAGUUAGUGCUUAUGAUGUCAGAUGGCUGUCAUUUCUCUUAAACACGAGUUAACUACUUGAUGCAUUAGCACAAGCAUAAUUACAAUAUUCAAAGAUGCUCACUACCCUUUGUGUGCUCUUAUUUACACACAUACUCUUUAUAACAACCUCAACUAAUUGACUGACUUCUAUAACAACUCUGACUACUUAGUACCCUUUAAAUCAUCAAAGCAAGUUGUUCUCAUAAUGGAUAUAGAUCUCAGGUUACCCUCUGGUGAACAUGAUAAAGAGGAAGAAGAGACAACGACACUUGAUAACAUGUUGGAUGGUGAUGAAAAGUUGCACAAUGGAGGUAUAGACGGCAGACAUAUUGUUGAUGCUGGCAUUGAAGUACAUGCUCUAAAUGGCGGAGAUUUGAAUUCCCCCACAGUUGAUAUGGUAAUGUUUAAGGAAGAUUCAAAUCUUGAGCCACUUUCUGGCAUGGAAUUUGAGUCCCAUGGGGAAGCAUAUUCUUUCUACCAAGAAUAUGCUCGGUCAAUGGGAUUCAACACUGCAAUACAAAAUAGUCGCCGUUCAAAAACGUCAAGAGAAUUUAUAGAUGCAAAGUUUGCUUGUUCCAGAUAUGGAACAAAACGAGAGUAUGACAAAUCCUUCAAUCGACCACGAGCACGACAGAACAAGCAAGAAUCUGAAAAUUCAACUGGUCGAAGAUCUUGUUCUAAAACCGAUUGUAAAGCAAGCAUGCAUGUAAAAAGAAGGUCAGAUGGGAAAUGGGUUAUACAUAGUUUUGUAAAGGAGCAUAAUCACGAGCUCUUACCAGCCCAGGCAGUAAGUGAACAAACACGAAGAAUGUAUGCUGUGAUGGCCAGGCAAUUUGCAGAAUACAAAACUGUGGUUGGUAUCAAGAGUGAAAAGAAUCCGUUUGAAAAAGGACGGAAUUUGGGUCUGGAGUUUGGGGAGGCAAAACUUAUGCUUGAUUUUUUUAUUCAGAUGCAAAAUAUGAAUUCUAACUUCUUUUACGCAGUAGAUCUCGGUGAGGAUCAACGUCUGAAAAGUCUCUUAUGGAUUGAUGCUAAAAGUAGGUAUGACUACAUCAACUUCUGUGAUGUAGUGUCAUUUGAUACCACCUAUGUUAGAAACAAAUAUAAGAUGCCUCUUGUGAUUUUUGUUGGGGUGAAUCAGCACUACCAAUUUAUAUUACUCGGGUGUGCCUUGAUAUCAGAUGAAAGUGCCACAACUUUUUCUUGGCUAUUACGGACAUGGCUGAAAGGUGUUGGUGGUCAAGUUCCAAAAGUGAUAAUUACUGACCAUGACAUGACUUUGAAGUCAGUUAUUUCAGAUAUUUUUCCUAGUGCUUGCCAUUGUGUUUGCUUAUGGCAUAUAAUGGGGAAGGUAUCUGAAAAUUUAGCUCCUGUAAUUAAAAAACAUGAGAAUUUUAUGGCAAAAUUUGAAAAGUGCGUAUUUAGGUCACUGACAAGUGAUGAUUUUGACAAUAGAUGGGAGAAAAUUUUGGAUAGAUUUGAGCUUCGACAAGACGAAUGCAUGCUGUCUUUGUACGAAGAUCGCAAGUUAUGGGCACCAACAUUCAUGAAAGAUGUGUUCUUAGGGGCUAUGUCUACUGUCCAACGAUCUGAAAGUGUAAAUUCAUUUUUUGACAAAUAUGUUCAUCGGAAGACCUAUGUGCAAGAUUUUGUUAAACAGUAUGAAUCCAUCUUGCAAGACAGGUACGAAGAGGAAGCAAAAGCAGAUUCUGAUACUUGGAAUAAAGCGGUAACAUUAAAAACUCCCUCACCUUUAGAAAAGAGCGUUUCAGGGGUUUGCACCCAUACAGUAUUCAAAAAGAUUCAAGCGGAGAUUAUUGGUGCAGUGGCUUGUCAUCCUAAAGUUGACAGGCAGGAUGAGACAACUGUUGUUCAUAGGGUGCAUGAUAUGGAAAGCAACAAAGACUUUUUUGUUGUGGUGAAUGAAGUAAAGUUAGAGCUGUCUUGUAUAUGCCGACUAUUUGAAUAUAAAGGUUAUCUUUGUCGACAUGCAUUGGUAGUUCUUCAAUAUUCUGGCCAUUCAGUGUUCCCCAAUCAAUAUAUUUUGAGCCGGUGGGCAAAAGAUGCAAAGACCAGGAAUGUAAUGGACGAAGAAUCUGAACUUAUGCUGGCUAGGGUUCAACGAUACAAUGAUUUAUGUCAUCGAUCACUAAAACUGAGUGAAGAGGGAUCAUUGUCUCAAGAUAGUUAUAGUAUUGCAUUCCACGCGCUAAAUGAGGCACACAAAAGUUGUGUUAGUGUUAACAAUAUUAAUAAGAGUCCUACAGAAGCUGGUACAUCAGGGGCUCAUGGUCAGCUUUCCAUUGAAGAAGACACCCAAAGUAGAAAUAUGGGAAAGUCAAACAAAAAGAAGAAUCCAACCAAAAAGAAAAAGGUGAACUCUGAAGCAGAGGUGAUGACUGUCGGGGCACUAGACAACUUGCAACAAAUGGACAAAUUCAACACCAGAGCUGCAGUAACCCUUGAAGGUUAUUAUGGCACACAACAGAGCGUGCAGGGAAUGUUGAACUUAAUGGGACCAACACGUGAAGAUUACUACGGGAAUCAACAGACUCUUCAAGGACUGGGACCAAUAAAUUCCAUACCAACCAGCCACGAUGGUUAUUAUGGUGCACAUCAAGGCAUGCCCGGUUUGGCACAACUGGAUUUUUUGCGAACUAGUUUCACAUAUAAUAUGAGGGAUGAUCCUAAUGUGAGAGCAGCACAGUUACACGAGGAUCCAUCAAGACACUCGUGAAUGCUCAUCUGGUGUAGAGAAUGGAAUGCCUCAAAACCUCAACUGAGAUUAUAUUGGAAAAUCUCCACGUUCAGUAUUUGUAUAAUAUAAUGCUUUUAUAUUAAUAAAUAUAGGUAAAAUUCUGCUAACUUGUAUUAUAAUGUUUAAUAUUUUGUAGUAUUAUUAAUAUAGGUGAGGUAAGGCUUCAGAGUUCAACCUCAAGUAGAGAUUGUUGUAUCAUCAUGUAAACUUAUUAUUCUUUAGGCUACUUGGGGAAAUUGUAAGUAUAUAAUAUUUAUGUUAGUGAUGUGGGUAUUUGCAUGCAUUUAUGUGCAAAAGAAAAUGAAACCAUCUCCUUCAUCUA